This is a messenger RNA of Engraulis encrasicolus (European anchovy), 994 nucleotides long. RefSeq names its product immunoglobulin kappa light chain-like. The transcript is spliced from 3 exons. The record is from RefSeq and is a predicted model, not a curated record. NCBI's taxonomy places the organism in Eukaryota, Metazoa, Chordata, Actinopteri, Clupeiformes, Engraulidae. Gene Ontology annotation, biological process: immunoglobulin production; immune response. Bases 35 to 757 code for a protein of 240 amino acids.
UUAGUGUUAUUUUAUUCAAUAUGUUAAUUAUUUCAUGGCUCAGAUUAAAUGUAUUCUGUGUUUGACAGGAUCCAGAGGACAGUACACUGUGACUCAGACUCCUGCAGUAUUGUCUGCUACUCCUGGACAAACUGUCACUCUGAACUGUAAAGUCAGCACUGAUGUCUACUACCACUCCUCAUAUGGUCACUAUCUGCACUGGUACCAUCAGGUAUCUGCAGAGCCUCCUAAACUCCUGAUUAAAUAUGUGAACCAACGCCAGUCUGGCACUCCAUCUAGAUUUACUGGUAGUGGAUCUGGAAGUGAUUUCACUCUGACCAUCAGUGGAGUUCAGGCUGAAGAUGAAGGAAUUUACUACUGUCAGAGUUUCCACUAUCCUGGAAGGGUUGUAUCACUGUGGUACACGUUUGGAAGCGGCACUAGACUUGCUGUUGGAACCGACACCCGUCCCACGCUGACCGUCCUGCCCCCGUCCGGCCAAGAGCUGUCCUCAGCCAAGGGCACGGCCACGCUGCUGUGCCUGGCCGACGGUGGCUUCCCCUCCAACUGGGCGCUGGGCUGGAAGGUGGACGGCAGCAGCAGGAGUGGCUUAGCUACCGACCCGGCGCCCUCAGCCAAGACCGGGCUGUACAGCUGGAGCAGCACCCUGUCCCUGACCUCCGCCGAGUGGGGUAAGGGCGUCUCCGUGACCUGCGAAGCCACCCAGGGCUCCCAAACUGCUGUCACCACGGUCAUCAAGGGAGGCGAAUGUUCUUAGUGGUAGAUACAGUUAACUCAAGUCUUAAUCUGAAAGGCUUGUCAUUUGUUUUGGUGUCAUUUCUUUUCUUUAAGCGUUUUAUGCUUACAGCAGAAGCAAACCAUUAUUAGCAUGCUUUUACUGUGUUUUAGUGGGCUAUUGUGUUUAUUGCCCAAUGUAAUCCUUUGAAAUGUAAUCGGUAGAGUGUGCUUGAUUUGGUGUGGCAACAUAUAAAAUAAAACUUUCCUCUGAAACAUA